AUGAACGUGACCGAUUCCCACUGUCUUCAAGACGUGGACGUCGUCGAACAUGACGAUCUCGUUGAGGUUCUUUCCCCAUGCCAACGUGCCGUCUCUUCUGGUGAACAGUCACUUGAUGGGAGCAUUGAUGAGGAAAGAGGAGCCCUAUCAGAUUCGGACGUCAAUUGUGUUGCGAGAACUCAUAAUUUCGAAUUACAGACGUUAGCAUCACAAGUGAAGGGUCCAUCAUCUGACGCCUUGGAAGAGUCUUGUCGGAUGGAAGCUGUAGCGAGGGAGAAGGGUUCCGAAUGGGAGGAUUUGCUCGGAAGCGGUCAACUAAUGAAACGAGUUAUCAGGGAGGGACACGGUGGGGAACGACCAACUGAUGGACAGUGGGUCACAAUCAAGGUUGUGGACACUUUACGGGGAAUUGAUUCACAUGACAGACUAACGUUCAUUCUUGGAUUCAGCAUGGUGAUUGAUGCGUGGGAGUUGACGACCAAGCUUAUGUGUGUGCAAGAGGUAGCUGAGAUCCGUGUGAAAGCACGCCUAGCAUAUGGUGAAUGCGGUCUCGACGAUAUAAUCCGUCCAAAUCAAGAUCAAGAAUAUCGAGUAGGAGCUUCGGGUAUAAUCGAGGUUCCUAAGGAUAGUGAAGCGUUAUCAAAAUUAUUUUCUGCUCUCCAUUCCAAUCUUGCUGUUUGCUAUGCGAAGUUGGAGGAUUGGAAUGAAGUACUCAAAUGCACUGAAGAAUCAUUGCGUUUGCACGCUGCAAAUACGAAAGCGUUAUUCCGAAGGGCAGCAGCGCUUGUGGCUCGCAACGAUACCGAGGAAGCAAUGAGCUGUCUACUACAGGCCCGGGAGAUCGAUCCUCAUGAUACGGUCGUGCAGUGCGAGAUAGAAAGAUUGGGUGGCAUUCGGAGACGUCGUCGAGCGGAGGAGAGAGCACUGUACCGAAAGAUGCUGAUUGGUGCUGGCGACCUUAACGCCCCAAGUCGUAGCUUUGACUUUGUCACAUAUCGCCUUAUCGCAAUUGGAGCUUUUUCGUUGGUCACCUUUGCCUUGUUUGUUUUCUUCCUUUAUCAGCUGUGGAGUUUACCAAGUGAUCAGGAGCUCUGA
Messenger RNA from Angiostrongylus costaricensis, 1095 nucleotides. The record is from the annotation of a GenBank genome assembly. Lineage: Eukaryota; Metazoa; Nematoda; Chromadorea; Rhabditida; Metastrongylidae.